GACCUGCCAUGGUGGCUGCGGUACAUCCAGCGCGACCCCCACCAGCCAGGAUACCUCUAUGGUUGCCCCAUGGCCACCGAGCUUGGCACCCACACCAUCGAGGUAGAUGCCCCUACUCCCGGUGGGGAGCCACUGUUCCAAGGUGAGUUCCUGGUGGGGAACAGGAAUGUGGAGGAGCUGCUGCCCACAGCCGCACGGGACAUCUUCCUGCAGGCCACAGCAGGAGUCUGGGAGCAGGAUGACCUCCAUGUCAUCAAUGUCACCUCGGCCCUGGACCGCGGCGGCCGUGUCCCGCUGCCCAUUGAGGGGCGCAAGGAGGGGCAAAAACGGGACUUGGAGACGUCUGAGUAA
This is a messenger RNA of Nestor notabilis (Kea), 351 nucleotides long. RefSeq names its product alpha-sarcoglycan-like. Lineage: Eukaryota; Metazoa; Chordata; Aves; Psittaciformes; Psittacidae. Gene Ontology annotation, cellular component: sarcoglycan complex. The annotation marks the transcript as partial. The transcript is spliced from 3 exons. The record is from RefSeq and is a predicted model, not a curated record.